AUUCUGGCAUUCUUACAUUAACCGACAAUAAUGGUUACAACUUUCCCUUCAAUUAUUUAAUUUUUGUUACUAUAUCCAUACGUGUAAAACUGUACUACUAUCCACACACAUUGGGAUUGUUUUUCCAAAUUCUCAACUACGCAUUCAGAUUAUCAAAACUCAGUAAAUUUACCUCGCUAAUCACACUACACAACAACAUAAUGAGUCAUCAUAGAUUCAAUUAUCUACCAUUGUUCACUUCCUUGCCGAAUACGACAAUUUAGUCAAAUUCUCAUUAUAUGCUACCUUCACACUCUUCUUACCCUUUAGUCUAGGCACAAAAAUGAAUGGUUAUUCAAAGAUUGGUAGCACUCCUACUACUACAACCCAGAAAUCAAGAUCUAUAGAUUUUUCAGAUAUUUUCUCAUUUUCUCAAACACCAAAACCCAUCAGGAACACUACUACUGUUGUCCCUCCAACCACUCUUGAAGCAGUUAAUGAUAACGAGGUCAUCAAGAAUGAGGGAGAGAGAUUUGGAGUGAUACUAGGUAGGAGCUCUUCGGUUUCUUCUUCAUCUUGUUCUGCAUCUGGGUUUCAGGCAACAGUGAAGAGAGCAUUUUCUGUAAGAAGAUGUUCGUCAGUUUCUGAGAGCUACUGUAGGAUCCAUGAUCAGAACAUGGUAAUAGCAUCAGAUGAGUUUGUCAAAGAGGAUGGUGAUGAUGUAACGAAGAAGAAAAAGCAGAGAGGAGGCAAGAUUCUUAAAGUCUGUAAGCGAUUGUUUGGAUUCUAGUAGUUAAUACUUCUGUAAUUGUAGUAUUAUUAUUGUAAUCUUGAAUAAUGGGAUUUGAAUCAUUCCUCUUUUUGAAAAUGUUGCUUAUAAAAAGCAAAAGUAGAUUUUAUGACGA
This is a messenger RNA of Lathyrus oleraceus (garden pea), 884 nucleotides long. RefSeq lists its product as uncharacterized. Lineage: Eukaryota; Viridiplantae; Streptophyta; Magnoliopsida; Fabales; Fabaceae. The transcript has a single exon. The coding region runs from base 323 to 769 and encodes 148 amino acids. The record is from RefSeq and is a predicted model, not a curated record.